This is a messenger RNA of Coregonus sp. 'balchen', 15596 nucleotides long. The record is from the annotation of a GenBank genome assembly. NCBI's taxonomy places the organism in Eukaryota, Metazoa, Chordata, Actinopteri, Salmoniformes, Salmonidae.
AUGUUUGGCUUUGUUGCCGGAAAACAUCCGUUCAGGAUGAACACACAUGAACUCCAAAGGUACAGUGCAACUACAGCGACAAAGGUGCUGCUUUAAAGACAUGAAUGCAGCCAUUCUGGUAUAAGAGAGCUGUGCAUUAUCACUGUUAUGCCUACUUCAAAAUAACGCGUAAUUUUUAUGUGGCUGUUGAAUUUUAUAGCCGCUAACGUUGAGGGCUAACUGAGUUAGCAUUCCCAUUAAUAAGCUAAAUACCAUUGCUUUCUUUGUCUGCAGGGUAGGAGAGGGAGAUGCGGAGAAGCACAACAUGUGUUCACUCACACUGGGUCCGGUGGUCGAUGUUGUACGGUUCCACGGUAGCCUCCCGUUUUCUGCACGUGGAGUUGGAGCUGAACGUUCAGCUUCGCCGGCUGUCGUUUAGUGAGCACGUGCACUUCAUCUACAAUCCGCUGGAGCAUGCCUGGGAACUGCACCGCUGCUUCGUUGAGAUGUACUGUCGCUGCGGACAGACGAUUCUCUUUGGCUGUCUACCGCGUCUGUCUGAUGAACCCGGGACCCUUCGGCAUGGCUCAGACCUGGGUAAGGAUGUGCAGGCAGGUCAACGAGAUAGAGCAACAACUUGUUACAUUGUUAGCCUAGUUCUUCCAUUCAAGGCCCCUCUACUCUGCACUCUUUCCCAGGUCGUUGCUGUAUGUGGCAAAAGGUAAAUAGUAGCCUCUUAGAGUUUUUGGUUGAUAGAGGAUAAUAUAAACUCUUAUCAUGUGUGAAUACUGGGACUUCUCAUCUUCACCAUUGCAGAAUGGAAAGGUCUGGAAUAUGGAUGAAAAUGAUAUUAAAGGGUACACAUAAAGAAUGUGUAAUGUUGUCCGCUCUGUUUGAAUCUGAUCAAAUUCACGGCAAAAUAGUAUUGUAUUAUUAUCCACCUAAUCAUCAGUCCUCUGCUCUCAGGUCCCCAUUGGUGAUGUGAACCAUGUCCGUGACUGGCUGAAGAUCACUGGGGAGGUGGGACAUCCCCCUUCGGAGCACCCAAAGAGACUAAUCAAAGUCAUGGCCUGCAUUCACAGCGGAGUGAGCGUCACACAUUUCUGGGGCUUCUUCCGCAAGCUGUGUGGUGAGCCAGCUGUAUUAUUCCGCCAUUACUUUGUACACAACCUGUGCCCAUAAGUGUUCAAGGGUACCACCGGUAAGAACCUGAUGCCCCCCGAGCUGGUCAUUGGGGAACGUGAGGCCCUCUUGGCUCUCUGUGACAUAGCACUGUGCCAGGCCGUGGCUGCCUUGGGCGUCAACAUGGUUAUUGGGGGUGGCAGAGCAGCGAGCAUGGCAAGCCCUCUCUGCAGCGGGCAUGGAGGUACGGGUGGAGAGCAUCAUGCACCCCUCCGCUGGGAGGCGGUGGCCAAGGCCAAGCUGGAGAACCUGGGGGUCCUAUCCCUACUGAGCACAAAAUCUCUAGUCAAGCAGCCUCCAUGAACAAUGCAGUUUGCUGGUCUGGGGGUAAAAGUUGCCCGCUGGCACAGAUCUAGGGUCAGCAUACCCUGCUCAACCAUAGCAAUUAAGGGGAACAACACAACACUGACCUUGGAUCAGCAUCUAGGGGCUAUGUCUGUUUGGAUCACUAUCCUCCACUGUACCUUAAUACUUGGACACUCUCACAUUGUGCUUACAAAUUGUUCAAUGACUCAUCACUCUGUUGUAACAUUGCUGUCAGAUGGUGUUGUCCUGCCUCUGCUCUUCCAGGCCCUCUCACACAGCAGUUCCCUGUUGAGCAGCAUUUCCCCCAGAGCUCUCAUGUUUAUAGGCCAUGUGGAGGCAUACUGCAUCACAAUGACUCUUCUCAGAUGCUGUUAUAUCCAUUGCAGAGAAGAUAAAUUAUAUCUGUAUUUACCUCACUGUGGUGUGUACUGUGUACUGCCUCACAGCAUGUAGACAGCUGCCCCGUCUCUGACCUUUGUGAGGACAUUCUGUAGCAUAUUACCUGGAAGCAAUUAGGCUACACCCAGACUGUAAUGGAGACAUUUUACGUUUUUUAUUUAUUUAUUGGUAUCUCAUUGGUACAGUGCAUUCGGAAAGUAUUCAGAUACCUUCCCUUUUCCACAUUAUUUUUUACGUUACAGCCUUAUUCUAAAAUGUUACAGCCUUAUUCCCCUCAUCAAUCUACACACAAUACCCCAUAAUGACAAAGCGAAAAAAAACAGGUUUUUAUAUUUUUUUUCAAAUGUAUUAAAACUUACAAACAGAAAUACCUUAUUUACAUAAGUAUUCAGACCCUUUGCUAUGAGACUCAAAAUUAAGCUCAGGUGCAUCCUGUUUCCAUUGAUCAUCAUUGAGAUGUUUCUACAACUUGAUUGGAGUCCAACUGUGGUAAAUUCAAUUGUUUGAAAUGAUUAUGAAAGGCACACACUUGUCUAUAUAAGGUCCCACAGUUGACAGUGCAUGUCAGAGCACAAACCAAGCCAUGAGGUCGAAGGAAUUGUCCGUAGAGCUCCGAGACAGGAUUGCGUCAAGGCACAGAUCUGGGGAAGGGUACCAAAAAAUGUCUGCAGGGUAGAUGGUCCCCAUGAACACAGUGGCCUCCAUCAUUCUUAAAUGGAAGAAGUUUGGAACCACCAAGACUUCCUAGAGCCGGCCAAACUGAGCAAUCAGAGGAGAAGUGCCUUGGUCAGGGAGGUGACCAAGAACCCGAUGGUCACUCUGACAGAGCUCCAGAGUUAUUCUGUGGAGAUAGGAGAACCUUCUAGAAGGACAACCAUCUCCAAUCAGACCUUUAUGGUAGAGUGGCCAGACGGAAGCCACUCCUCAGUAAAAGGCACAUGACAGCCCGCUUGGAGUUUGCCAAAAGGCACCUAAAGGACUCUCAGACCAUAAGAUGAAACCAAGAUUGAACUCUUUGGCCUGAAUGCCAAGCGUCACGUCUGGAGGAAACCUGGCACCAUCCCUACGGUGAAGCAUGGUGGUGGCAGCAUCAUGCUGUGGGGAUGUUUUUCAGCAGCAGGGACUAAGAGACUAGUCAGUAUCGAGGGAAAGAUGAACAGCGCAAAGUACAGAGAGAUCCUUGAUGAAAACCUGCUCGUGAGCGCUCAGGACCUCAGACUGGGGCGAAGGUUCACCUUCCGACAGGACAAUAACCCUAAGUACACAGCCAAGACAAUGCAGGAGUGGCUUCGGGACAAGUCUCUGAAUGCCCUUGAGUGGCCCAGCAAGAGCGAGGACUUUAACCCGAUCUAACAUCUAUGGAGAGACCUGAAAAUAGCUGUGCAGCAACGCUCCCCAUCCAACCUGACAGAGCUUUAGAGGAUCUGCAGAGAAGAAUGGGGGAAACUCCCCAAAUAUAGGUGUGCCAAGCUUGUAGCGUCAUACCCAAGAAGACUCAAGGCUGUAAUCGCUGCCAAAGGUGCUUCAACAAAGUACUGAGUAAAGUGUCUGAAUACUUAAGUAAAUGUGAUAUUUCAGGUUUUUAUUUUUAAUAAAUGUGCAAAAAUUACAAAAAAACUGUUUUUGCUUUAUCAUUAUAUGAUAUUGUGUGUAGAUUGAUGAGGGGAAAAAACAAUUUCAACCAUUUUAGAAUAAGGCUGUAAUGUAACAAAAUGUGGAAAAAUCAAGGGGUCUGAAUACUUUCCGAAUGCACGAUGACAUGAUGAUUGAUUUUCAGAAUUACAGUAUACUGUAUACAGGUUUAGUAGGAGCUUAUUAUAGGGUCUCUGUUGCUACCUGGCUAGUGAUGUAAUUGAACAGUUAGUCUGAAAAUACGUUUAUACCGGUUUUAAAGUUAGGUUUAAGUUAAGGAAACAAUGUGUUGUAAUUUGUAAACAAGCAAACUUAAAGAAGUCAUGUGGCGGUAAUAAUUUUCUCUCUGUUUCCGACAGUGUGUCAGAUCUGGCUAAGAAAUACCUCACUACAUAUUCCAGGUAAACGUAGUUUGUCAGUCACACCUCCUAAUGAGAUUUCUAUUCCCUCACCCAGUCUCGACCAGUAGAGCUUGUUACCAAUAAUGACCCCCUAUUACACAGAGUCAUGAUGUAGCCCAGUGGUUCCCAAACUGUGUGGCGCGAUCCGAGUGAAAACGUUUGGGAACCACUGAUAUAGCCUAAAGCUAAUGACAACUUACUCUCAAUUUAAACCAGGGUCCUGCUUGUGGUCAUUAUGGUAGUCCUUUUUGUUUCCCACUCAACAGUGGUUUGCAAAUUGGGAGUGAAUGUAGACUAGUUUCCGUUUGUGGCCUUUGUAACAACAUUGCAAUAGCAAUGUUUCUCUUUUGACCAGUUCAGUACAUGUUCAAGCCAACGAUUGACCUUUGCUGAUGCUGUAUGUAUGGGGAUGCCCUGUCCUUACCUUUGUUACAUCUGGGAAGGACUUCUGCAGUCUCUUCCUCUGUUGGCAUCCUACCAUUACUACUAAGAAAAUGUCUGGCUGUCAAGGUCCUACUGUAUACCCACACUAGUGCAUAGUACGUAUAAAGCCCUCUCUAUAACGUAUGUCCCAUUAGGUCAUGCAUGAAUAAGAAUAAGCCCUUGUUGAUGACAUAAAACGCACUCAAAUGUUCUUGCACCAUGUUGUUAUACCACUCAGUUCUGCAGGAGGUUAAGCUUGUAAUGGAAAAGGGGUCCUCCUUGCAGGUUCCUCUCCAAUGAUGCUUCCUCCCUUACACACCAUUUUGAACAACUCAAACAAAAUGCCACAUAUCAGGUGAUCAAGUGUGUGUGUGUGUGUGUGUGUGUGUGUGCCACUCUCCAUAAGUAUGUGUGUGAACCUAAAUCAGGUGGUCCCUUAAUAAGAAUGAUCUUUUUAGAUAUUCAUGGAAUUCAUCUUAUACUAUGGCGUUGUAAUGUACUUUAGUGUGUACUUGAAGUUAGUGUUUUGUUUUAAAUAUUUUUGUCUUGUCCCUGUUCCUCUUUUGACUCCAAUCUCAAUGUCUCCCAGUCACCAGGAGUUAGCAGGUAGAGAGGGCUCCUGCAGUUCUGUGGUGUGAUGUUGUUUGUCUUGAUCCUGGAUAAUGAGUACAUCAUACACACACCAGUGGCGGGCCUCUCCACCGCAGGGUGCAGGUGUGUGAGAGAGAGGAAAGGGGCUGCCAUCUUAACUGAGUUGGUCUGGAUGACUUGUCUGUCUGGGGAGGGCUUAAUGAGGCGGGACGAGGUGUCUGUACAAUGGCCAUUAUUUCUCUCUCACACACAAACUCUAUCUUUCUCACUCUCUGCCUUCAAAGCACCUGCACUCACACAUGCAAAGUCACAUGCAUUCAAAUGCAGGCACUCUAUCUGAACUCUCGUCUCUGCCGUGACACAUGUAGUCAUGCAUGUGUGCAUUGAGAGUCACACACUUUCCUUCUCACGUCCUCCCUCCCCCCUGCUAUCUCAUUCACACACACACUUUCAUAUAAUACAAUCGCAAACAUGCACACAAGCUCCCUUGCAUUCUUUAUCUCUCUCAAACACACAAGCACACACACAAGAAACACACAGUGGCGCAACACCACGGGGCUAAGAGAGCACAGCCGCAGCUCCCUAAUGACUCCCAUCCCUCUCUGUUCUGUGCCACAUUAUUAAUUAGCUCAAUGAGCCUUGCCAACGGGACGCGGAUCUGUGGAUUAAAGUCCUGCAGUACAUCACAAACACACACAUGCACUCCACAGUAAGCACCCCCCUGUGUGCUGUGGUAUGGGCCCUGGCUGUGGGUUUGGCUGAAGUCCAAGCUGUGCUGCAGAGAGAAAACGGCCUGGCAAGAUGGUGGCUGACAAAAGAGGGGUUUGUUUUAUACCGCAGUAUUCCAUACAUCUGUUUUGACACACAAAUGUUACUCAUACAGGUAACUGCCACAGUAAUGGAAACACUUGAGUAAAUGAGGGAUACAAAGUAUAUUGAAAGCAGGUGCUUCCACACAGGUGUGGUUACUGAGUUAAGUAAGCAAUUAACAUCCCAUCAUGCUUAGGGUCAUGUAUAAAAACGCUGGUCAGGCCAUUAUUUUGGCUACCUUGGCUAUGCCCCCAUAGGAUGACAAUGCCCCAUCCACAGGGCACGAGUGGUCACUGAAUGGUUUGAUGAGCAUGAAAACGAUGUAAACCAUAUGCCAUGGCCUUCUCAGUCACCAGAUCUCAACCCAAUUGAACACUUAUGGGAGAUUCUGGAGUGGCGCCUGAGACACCGUUUUCCACCACCAUCAACAAAACACCAAAUUACGGAAUUUCUCAUGGAAGAAUGGUGCCGCAUCCCUCCAAUAGAGUUCCAGACACUUGUAGAACUUAUGCCAAGGUGUUUAGAAGCUAUUCUGGUUUGUGGUGGCCCAACGCCCUAUUAAGUUACUUUGUUGGUGUUUCCUUCAUUUUGGCAGUUACCUAUAGGUAAGACAUGCAUAUAGAUACAUUCAGCAUUAUGGUAAAUGAGGGAAGAAAAUAACUCCUCAAGAUGGUCCAGUCUGAUGCUUUAAUUGAUGCUGUUGUUUCUCAAGUGUGUCAUUUUCCAUUUCGAGACUGAUCCUUUCAACAUCGUGUGUUUGACUUGGUAUUUGUGGCUUGCUUGUUGCUUUUCAAACAAGACAGUUCUCUUGACUCAUGAUGUAUGAGUGUUUGUAUGUGCCCACAUGAAAAAAUACUAUAGUAUACUAUGGUAUAAAUACUACAGUACUCACUGUAGUGUUGUUGCAGACUUUACUGUAGUAUUCACUGUACUAUUUACAGAUAACUAUAGUAUAAAUACUGUAGUAAAAGAAAACUGUAGUAUAUACUAUAGUAAUUAGUAUUUUUAUGGAUUCUAGUAUACUGUAGUAUUUACAGUAGUGUUUUGCGGACUGUAGUGUACAGUAGUAUUUACUGUAGUGUUUUUGUGGACUAAUAGAGAGGUGAGGAGGAGGAGCUCCGCGGACCCUUUGUGUCCAGAAGUAACUUAGCCAUUCAUUGUAGUCAUUCUUUAGUUUUCUGUCAAUUAACUCGUGACAUUUCUGGAUUACUCAUUAUAUUAAUAAAGUCUGAUUUAAUCAACAAAUACGAUAGUCAGUUUAAAAAAGGUUAAGGGUACAAGACUGUGUACAUAUCUGUCUGUGUUGGCAAAAUCACUACAUAUCCCAUCGAGCCAAGCAGGGAGAGGCUGCCUGUUGUCACAGUUCCAAGACCAGUCAGAAAUGUCCAGCUAACCCUACGCCAAUGAUGCUGGUGGAUCUCAAAACUGAACUUGGAUCCGCGUUAAGUAGCACUGAGGAAGUUCGAUUAGACUGAACCAGGGUAUAUCGUGCUAUGGCCCAUCACGUCGCCGGGCAAAAGUGGUGAGGAAGGAACGCCCGGCUCAAAUCGAGCAUCACCGGGCCAUAAUGUCAACAAAACAGCAUGAUGAAUCGUUCAGAAACAUAAAACAUGUAUUUUCUACAUUAUCAUAGCAGUUUUCCUGUGGAAGGCAGGUAAAGCGAUAUAUAUGUGUUUUUAUGAGUUAACACUUUUGCAUGUGAAAACAUUGAAUCCUCCACGUGCUUGACAUAUAUCACUUUUGUUUUCAGCCGACUACGCUGUCGGCUUUGACCGGGGCACCCUGCUCACCACCGGGAGGCAGCCCGGUUUCAAAACAAAUGCAAUCAAUGCUAACCCCGUUCACCCGGGGCAGGCCCAGGGCAUUAAUAGAAUCCCCUCAAUGAUAUUCUUUGCCACCGUCGUCUUACAUUUACAUUUUAGUCAUUUAGCAGACGCUCUUAUCCAGAGCGACUUACAGUUAGUGAGUGCAUACAUUAUUCUUUUUUAAAAAUAUAUAUAUAUUUAUAACUGGCCCCCUGUGGGAAUUGAACCCACAACCCUGGCAUUGCAAACGCCAUGCUCUACCAACUGAGCUACAUCCCUGCCAGCCAUUCCCUCCCCUACCAAUUGUGCGCCGCCCCAUGGGUCUCCCGGUCGUGGCCGGCUACGACAGAGCCUGGAUUCGAACCAGGAUCUCUAGUGGCACAGCUAGCACUGCAAUACAGUGCCUUAGACCACUGCGCCACUCAGGAGACAGAUAUCUCGAACCAGUCAUGACUAUUCAACAAAACGUAACGUUAUGACUAUAACUACUGUUCCCUGAAGGAGGGAACAAGGUACGACAUACUAUGGGGAGUCGCACUCUCGUGACUUCGGUUGAAGGAUCUACAAUCAAGCCUGACAAGGCCAAUGAAAUCCGCGCCUCGCUGGAAGCCCCGCCUUCCACAGGUGAUAAGCAUGAGGCUUGGAAUCAUUCCUCCAAUUUAAUACCGCUCUUCACCCAGCCCAGGAACGGGCGGUGCGGGGCCAAACAGGUGUUGUACCUCGUUUCCCUCCUUUAGGGAACAGUAGUUAUAGUCAUAACGUUAUGUUCCCUUUCAGUCAGUCAACUUCGGUACAACAUACUAUGGUGAAUAUAAUCACGCCCCAAGCCGACCCCAACAGAUACUAAAUGAAAUGGCCCAUGGCAGACCACCCAGACCUGACCCCGCCAGAUGCGGCAGUCUGGGUGUUGCGCACACAAUGCGCUUCCUAGGGACUUUCCUCUGUCGCAGCCGUAAGCACACUGUGUGCUAUACUGGGAGCAGUGACAUCCAAACGAUAAAACCUCAAAAAAGUGUGUGGUGAUGCCCAACUCGCCACAGCACAAAUAUCUCCCUUUAAACAAUGCCCAAGAUGCUGCCAGACCCCUGGUGGAGUGGGCCCGUACACCGCUAGGUCACCCUUGCCCCUUGCUGCUAUAUGCCAGGGAGAUAGCCUCCACAAUCCAGUGAGCGAGAUACUGCUUAGAGAGCGCCCUGCCACAAGCUGGAUUAGCAAAGCAGACAAAAAGUUGGUUACAUAACUGGAUAUCCCGGGUCCGUUCAAUGUAGGUGUGUAAAGCUCGCAGAGGACACAGGGCAUGUAACCUCUGUUGCUCUUCAGAAGCAAAAGGAGGAGGCGAAAAGGGAAAUAGAUCAAAAACUAAGGACCUGUAGGACAUAGCCAUGACUUUCGGGUCGAAGGCUGCAUUUGGACGCAACGUCACCUUAGAAUCGCCCGGAGCGAACUGAGUACAGGAAGGGUGUAUGGAUAACGAGUGGAGGUCCCCAACACAUUUAGCCGAGGCCAAAGCUCUGAGCAGGGUGGUUUGUAGGAGAGAAUCUUCAGAUCCACCGACUCCAGAGGCUCAAAGGGGCCACACACAGUGCCUCCAAAACCAGCGGCAAGUCCCAUGUGGGCGCAAUAGGUUUAGAGACCGAUCUGAGAUGACGUACACCUUUCAGGAACCGCACCACCAGGGGGUGAGCCAGGUUUCCGUCAAUUCCCACAUGACACGCUGUUGUGACAGCGGCCAUGGACACUUUUAAAGUGGAGAAUGCUUGAAUAGCUCCUGUAGGAACAUAAGGAUGUCCCUGACAGAGAACUGAAAAGGAGCAAGUAAUUUAUCUUGGCACCAGAGCUCAAACGCUUGCCACUUACACGCAUACAGCCCUCUCGUGGAGGGCACCCUUGCAGACUGAAUGGUAGCAAAAACACCUGGAGGUAAACCUCUAGCCAUCAGAUUGGCCCUCUUAGAGGCCCAUAGUAACCAAAUCUCUGGCCUCGCUUGCCAAACUUGCCUAUGCACCUGGGACAACAGGUUCCUUAGUUUUCACGGGUCCCAGAGUGAUCUCCAUGAACCAAGGCUGCCUGGACCAACGGGGAGCCACAAGAAUCCAUGAUAAGCCCUCCCAGCGCACCCACUCCAAUGUGGGCUGAAUCAGACCCAGAUGCGUAAAGAUCUAAGUCGGCCCUGCCGAAAAUGUCCCAUACCUGGGAGAGCCUCCACUCCUGAGAGAGCGGGUCCCACCUGUAUAAAAUAUCGGGGACAUGCGUCGCCCAAAGCGAAAGCAUGUGCGCACUGCUCCCCAGCAAUACGGAGCUAGCCAAAGUUAGGAAGGAGACAGAGUCUCUCCCCAUCUGUUGAUGCAUGCCACAACUGACGUAUUGUCGGUUCUGACCAGCACAAGUCGGCCCGACAAAAAUAGGGGGAAGCAACUGAGCACCAGAUACUCCGGGUAAUUGACAUGCAGUGCACUCCGCACCAGUGUCCAUACCCCCCGAAUCGAGCUGCCUUCGUACAGCACACCCCACCCUUGGGGGGACGUGUCGGUGGUGAUCACCUUGUGGGAUACAGCUCAGCCCAUGACAGCCCCCUGACAAUAGCAGAGGGUCCCAUCUAAGGCUGAACGAUUUUGGAAAAUAAUCUAAUUGCGAUUUUUUGCCCCCAAUAUUGCGAUUGCGAUUUAAUAUGCGAUUUAAUUUAUUUAUCCUUUUUCCCCUACAAAACAUAAUGAAUGAUUUAAAUAUGACCAACACAAUAGUAUAUACAUUUAGUGUGAAAUGUUCUUUCCCAUAGGCUGGGUCUAUUUGUUAGAAUUAAAUUCAAACAUGUAUGACUUGAAAUAAAUGACAUUUUUAUUGAACUGCUCAUUACAGAAACAUCUGUGGCUUUGCCACUGUGCAUUUAAAUAAUUUAAACAAAGGCAUGAACUUUGUAAACACUGUGUGCAAAAGGUACAGUCUUAAGAAAAAAAUAAUUUUAAAUUGUAUGUAUCUUACUGCUCCCAAGUCAGUAACAUUUCACACAACUGAAACAAGGAAUUUGCUUUGAAAAUAUUUUGUAAAAUCAAAGUAAAUAAAGUUAUAAAUAAAAAAUGAGAAAUGCACUUUUAAUUUAGACAAACUAUUUUUUAUAAACGAUUUGAAUAUUAUAAUAUAAAAUAGAUGAGCCUCACUUAUCUCAAGUACACAACAAUAACACACCACACAGACUAAAGUUCACUACGAGUAUGGCACUGCCAGCCAUACUUAUCCAACAGUUCUGUUCUCAGUGGCUCACAGGUUUUUUGCUAAGAAAACCAGAAUAUUGACUUUUUCUGGCUUCAAGGCUGAGCGAGUGCAAGUCACAAUAUUCCCUCCUGUGCUAAAAAGACGCUCUGAGGGAGCGCUUGUAGCAGGUACACAAAGAUACUUGCGUGCCAUGGUGCACAACUGUGGGUAGCUGAUCUUGUGCACCCUCCACCAAGCCAAUGGAUCAUCUUCUCCAUCAAUGGUAGGAGUCAUCAGGUAAUUGUUUAUCUCUGCCUCUGCGACAUCUUCAAGAUUUACAGGCAAAGAAGGAGAGGCUGAACUGGUCUUGAAAAAACUGCCAAGAGACCUCUUCGUCUUUUCCCCCAAGGACUGUGCACUUUGAGGCAUCUGAACAGUUUCAGUACGAGACCUCUUCUCCUAUUAGAUGAAAACAACAGCCAUUAGUUUUCCAGUUAGAUUUUACAGAAAAUUUUUGUUUUUGUGAAAUACAUAAUUAUUUACCCAAUGAUAUGUACGUUGUGCCAAGUCUACUAUCUCUGUCUUCAGACGAGUCUUGAUAGCAGGGAUGUUGUCUGUACUGAUGUACUGUAUUUUGAACCUAGGGUCCAGGAAACAGGCAACAUCCAAAAGCUCCUGGAUGUUUGGGUCUCCAUAUUUGUUAUUGAGGUAUGCUAGGACUUUGGUUUUUAUUGAUUUAGUCAGGUCAGUGUCCUCAGCAUCUUCAGCCAGGACUGAUGUGGCAAAAAGGUGGAGAACUGGCUUGAGGUAGGAGAUGCUUACAUACUCCUCUCCAGAAAGAGCAUCAGUAAACUCCAGUAGAGGAUGCAGUGCCUUGUGAAUCGACUCCAACACGUCAAUAUCCUGCCAGGUUGGGAUAAGGGAGCGUGCAUAUCGAUCUCCAGACAAUACCUGAGAAAUGGCUUUGGCCUGUUCAAGCACUCUGGCAAUCAUCAUUUCUUUAGAACCCCAUCUUGUUGGGCACUCCGUUAUGAGGUUGUGCUCAGGGAGUUUGAGCUCUCUCUGUGCCUCCGUCAGGGCUGCUUUCUUCUUCCAACUGUGGGAAAAGUGCCCCACCAGCUUCCUGCACAGUGCUGUUGCCCUUGACACUCUGUCAUCUUUGAGUGCAUUUUCUAAAAGAAAUAAAAAGUAGUGUAUUACACACAAUUUGAGUUUUGAUACAAGGCUCUCACUAUUACACACUCAAAUUAGCUGUAAUUCUGAAAUACACACAUCCACAACACAUCCUCUCUCUCUCUCUCAAUUCAAAGGGUCUUUAUUUGCAUGUCAAUUCUCUCUCUCUUUCUCUCUCUCUCUCUCUCAUAAACACUAAAAAAACAUGUAAAAAACAAAAACAAGAAAAGAAAAAAAAUGCAGGUGGGCAUUCCACCACAGACAGACAUAUGAUAUAAGCAAGUAAAAUGAAUUUACAUAUUAGAAAAGGAGUGGAAGUAUGAAUUUAUUUAAUCCCAUCCGAUUUAUAUAAUAUCAUUUAUAUAUAUUUGUAUAUUCAGCUUUACUAAUCGACGCAUCUCUCUCUCUCGCACUCGCGCACACACACACACACACACACACACAAACACACACACACACACACACACACACACACACACACACACACACGAUAACUUACCAAUGGCAAGAUGUAAUCUGUGGCCAAAACAUUGGAGCCUCGUCCAUUCAUUAAGCCGCGCAGCAAGCACCAUAUUCGACGCGUUGUCCGUCGUGAUGCAGACGUGAUUCUCCUCGUGGAGAUCCCAGCUGACAAGCCCUUCUCUCAGGCCGGCUGCAAUAUUUUCCCCUGUGUGAUCGUCUGGGAAGUAGGUAGUUUGUAGGCAGCGAGCUCGGAGGUUGAAAUCUUCAUCAAUAAAAUGGACUGUAAGACUCUGGUACGGCUCAGCUGUGCGGCUUGACCACAUAUCAGUAGUGCUAGCAAAAAACUCCACCGUUUUAAGUUCCGCGGCGACUUUCUCUUUGCACUUUUUGUACAGCUCCGGUAUGGCAGUCUGACUGAAGUAUGUGCGGGAGGGUAUACUGUAACGUUUAUCAAGCGUAUGUAUUAAUGCCAUGAACCCAGGCUUGGUCACCGUGCUGAGAGGCAUCAUAUCUUUGGCUAUGAACUCGGUUAUUGUCCGAGUGAUUUCUCCGUGCCGUUUUGAAUUACGUUCAUACGGAGUGACACUUUCGAACAUUUCUGUCAGUGAUCCCUGUCUUGAGGUAUUUGGCUUGUCUCGCGCACUGAUGCUCGGCAUUUUGGUCAUACAACUGUCAUGCAUUGAUUUGUGGUAUUUUUUUAAGUGCUGAAACAGGUUUGUAGUGUUACCCCGUGAAGUAGCAAUCGGAGCACGGCAUGCUCUGCACAACACCUGACGCUGCUCAGCAUCUUCUUUUUUAAAACCAAAAUAGUUCCACACCACCGACGUGCUGUUCCUCUUCGAUAUUAAAGUAUCAGCUGUGUCAGUUUCUGACUGUUCCGUCGAGCAAGAGGCCAUUGCGCUGGACAGCAUGAAAAGUCGCGUCACGUGACCACCUCAAAUCGCGCACGUUGCGAUUAGAAAAUCGCGUUCAGUCAAAUCGCGAUAUUAUCGCGAAUGCAAUUAAUCGUUCAGCCCUAGUCCCAUCACUGGGCCAUGGCCCGUAGGCCUGACAGGGACACCCGAAGCGUCCAGAUGAGUGGCUAACAUUCAGCGUUGGAAGGGCCGUAUCAACAAUAGCCCCACAGGAAUGACUUCCAUUACAGAAGCCAUCAUCCCCAGUAGGCAUUGGCACUGGUGAAAAUGCAUUGGGUGACCCAGAUGAAAUUUGGCUAAGCAGUGUCGGAUCCCGGACACCCUCCGUGGGGAUAGAAAAGCGUGAAACGCAAGUGAGUCUAGCUCGAGACCCAGAAACAGAAUGCAGCUCUUUCUCUGGUUUCUUAUGAAGCCUAGAGACUGAAUACGGGACAGUAGCAUGGAUGUGUGUAACACUGCUUGCCCCCUCGACUCUGCCGCAACCAGCCAUUCGCUGUAAUAGCCAGUGGCUCUUGAGCAUUCUGAGUUUGUAGACUCUGAGGUGCUUGCUGAAGGCACGAAGGUCUAGAAUGGGACGCAAAGUCCCAUCACUUUUCGUAACCAGGAAUACCGGCUGUGCCAGCAGUCCCAGAUCUUUGACAUAGGAACCACUUGGAUUUCCUGCUUCUGGCGACUCCCCAUAGUAUGUUGUACCGAAGUUGACUGACUGAAAGGAAACAAGAAAACAAUACAUAACGUUCAAGUUUCUUUCCAGCAAAUUUCUUACUUACAUGAUUGUAUAACUAGCAAAGAAGUUUUGAAGAUGAGAGUGCAGUAUUUAUGAAGUUUGGCAAUGAGGACGAAAACUAACAUAUUUCAGCUAGCCAGCUAGUUUAGCCAGGGAAAACGAGCUUGGGCCUAGUAUGUGCACACUAGGCUAAUUCAGGAGACAGAUUGUCGUUUUUAUGCCCUGAUAUCAGGAGCUGGCGGCGAAAAGUUUGAUUAAACAAUUCAGAUACUGAAACUAAUAAAUCAGAUGACUUAUAUUUAAGGAGAGCAAAUCGAUAUACAAUCCUGAAAUCAGCUGUAACUGUCAAUAGUAAAACAAAGCUUAAAACGAUGUUUGAGUGAACCCUGAAUACAGAAAAUGAAUGAUGAGGUUACUUUCAGACAUGGUAGACUCCUCUUCCUCACCACUCUAUAUACUGUAGUAUUUACUAUAGUUUUUUUGUUUUAUUAUCUUUGACAAACAAGUGGAGCCUUUCUACUUUAGGAAAUCUAAUGUAGAAAGACAAAGAGAACAGAGUUUUUAUAACUUGUUGGCAGGACUGAACAGAUAGUUCAGCACUUCUGCUCUUUUCUAUAAUCUUAAUGGAACACAAUAUAUGGUCUAUACUUGGCAUGUAGGUUUCUCACUUAUGGGUGGCACAAAUUGGGAUAUGGGGGAGGGGAAUGGGCGGGGUAUACAUGGGGCGGCGCACAAUUGGCCCAGUGUCGUCCAAGGUAGGGGAGGGUUUGGCCGGCAGGGAUGGCGUUUGCAAUGCCAGGGUUGUGGGUUCGAUUCCCAUGGGGGGCCGGUAUGAAAAAAUAAUGUAUGCACUCACUAACUGUAAGUCGCUCUGGAUAAGAGCGUCUGCUAAAUGACUAAAAUGUAAAUGUAUGUAAAUGUAAAUGUAAAUGCAAAUGUGAUACUGUAUAGUUAAAAGUGUAGUGUUUUUGUGGAUAAUACUGUAGUAUUUACUAUAGUAUUCAUCAGUAUACUACAACAUUAUAUAGUAAGUACAUUCUAUAUUAAAUUCUAAAAUAUACUACAGUUUACUACAGAAUUCUAUAGUAAACUGUAAUAUUUUUUAAUGUGAGUCGUAUGCGUAUGUACAUUUCAGCAUCUUACUCACAGGAACAAAGGCACGGGGCGUACUUAUUGACAGCCUGACCUGCCGGUGACCCCAUGGCCGCGUGAGGAAAGGACAGGGGAGCUAGCUUUAGCCGCCUCCGCGCCGCUGCCGGCCUGUCAGAGCCAUCGAUACUGUGAUGAAUGGAGACGGCAGUUAUUAAACCAGAAUUAGAGCAAGGGAGGCAGGGAAGAGAGGGAGGGAGGCGGGGGAGAUGGACAGGUGAUAAAUGAAGGGAUGUGGGGUUCUGUGAGAGAGGAUGAAGGAGGUGUGGGUGGAGAGGAGAGAAGGAGAGGAUGGGGGAUGUUGAGGGAGGUGGAUGGCACAAGAUCAGCAUCAUCACUCUUUAUUAUCCUCCAGGGCCGCCCGUCAUACGAGGAGACUGAGGGCACGAGGGGGGCACACCUAACUGAUAACCUCCACACAGUCCACACACACAGGAGGAACGGGGGCAUGUAG